AUUCCAUACAAUACCCUUGCUUCGAUCUUGGCUUCAUCAUCUUCAAGUAAAGUGAGAAGAAAAAAAAAAAAUGCAAGGAGGAUCAUCGGGCAUUGGCUAUGGACUCAAAUAUCAGGCAAGGUGCAUAUCAGAUGUGCAAGCAGACACGGAUCACACCAGCUUCAUCACUGGAACUCUCAGUCUCAGAGAAGAAAACGAGGUGCAUUUGCUUAGGUUAUCUUCAGGUGGAACUGAAUUGAUAUGUGAAGGGUUGUUUUCGCAUCCUAAUGAGAUCUGGGAUCUCUCUUCUUGUCCUUUUGAUCAACGCAUUUUCUCCACUGUUUUCUCUACUGGUGAGUCAUUUGGAGCCGCGGUGUGGCAGAUUCCUGAGUUAUAUGGCCAAUUAAAUUCUCCGCAAUUGGAAAGGAUUGCGUCUCUUGAUGGACAUGUUGGGAAGGUUAAUUGCAUUCUCUGGUGGCCAUCUGGAAGAAAUGAUAAGUUGAUAAGCAUUGAUGACGAAAAUCUUUUCUUAUGGAGUUUAGAUUGUUCGAGAAAAGCAGCCCAGGUGCAAUCGAAGGAGUCAGCAGGUAUGCUUCAUUACUUAUCUGGUGGAGCCUGGGAUCCACAUGAUGUGAAUGCUGUUGCAGCAACUUGUGAAUCCUCUGUCCAGUUUUGGGAUUUACGGACAAUGAAGAAAACAAGCUCUAUUGAGUGUGGCCAUGUGCGCGACGUCGACUAUGACACCAGGAAGAUGCAUAUACUGGUUACUGCAGAGGAUGAAUCUGGGAUACACAUAUGGGAUCUUAGAAUGCCAAAGGUUCCUAUAAAUGAGCUUCGUGGACAUUCACAUUGGACAUGCGCUGUCACAUGUAACCCUGAAUAUGAAGGACUGAUUCUGAGUGGUGGUACAGACUCGACUGUCAAUUUUUGGUUCGCUUCUACAAGCAGUGAUGAGUUCACAUCUGGAAGUAGUGUGGUUGCGUCACCAACUCAGAAACUCGAUCCGUUGCUGUACUCAUUCAAUGACUAUGAAGACAGUGUCUAUGGGCUUGCUUGGAGUUCUCGGGAACCUUGGAUUUUUGCAUCUUUAUCCUAUGAUGGGAGGGUGGUUGUAGAAUCAGUAAAGCCUUAUCUCCCCAGAACAUGAAUUCAUCACGGAUUUCCCCACGUUAAACCAUCUUGUGGCGGUUUCCACUAACACAGCAGUGCAAAUUCUAAUGGGUGGCUGUCAAGAAUCUGUUCUAGCGCAACAUUGAAGUCUUCUCAUCAUGUCGGUGCUCAGUGAUGCAUGUUGUGCUGUUAAGAUGCGGAAGAGCUUCAUUCGACGCUCUAUCUUACCAUGCAUGUAUGUAUACAAACUCUGCAAAAGGAACAAAUUUAUAUUCAAUGGAAUCCACGAGGACACGAUUUGCCAAAUUUCAACUGUAUGGUCAUCUUAAAUCUAUAAAUCUAUCAUUUGAGAUCA
Messenger RNA from Populus euphratica (Euphrates poplar), 1444 nucleotides. RefSeq names its product WD repeat-containing protein DWA2-like. Bases 71 to 1126 code for a protein of 351 amino acids. The transcript is spliced from 13 exons. The record is from RefSeq and is a predicted model, not a curated record. NCBI's taxonomy places the organism in Eukaryota, Viridiplantae, Streptophyta, Magnoliopsida, Malpighiales, Salicaceae. Gene Ontology annotation, biological process: protein ubiquitination. Gene Ontology annotation, molecular function: protein binding.